ACUAACUCCUCAGUCACGUUCUCCGUGCCCCCUCGACAUGGCGCAUAUCGUAUCACCAGCAAUGUAGAAGAAUAUUAACAAUUUCUCAAUAAAUAAUUCACAAUCUGCUGCAGUGACAGUGACUGUGAACCGCCCGUUGUCCUCUUAGUGUUAAUAAAAUUAUGCUAAAGACCUAAAAAUUUAAAUUAGACAAUUUUUUCGAAUAGAAAGGAUACGAUUUUAACCCUUGGUAGUUACUUAACGGAUACACUAUAAUCUAUGAAAAUAAUCAAAAGUGAAAGCAAAGACUUUGACCUCAUUGACGACUCAUUUUAAUUCCCCGAGUCCUGCUAAUUUUAUGGGACUCACUUUCAGACUGUCCUUUUUUUGUUUGAGAUUUUUUUUUUAAUUUAUAUAUUUUUGGAUAAAUUAUUAAGAUAGCAAUGAGUGCGGGGGACGGUCGUACCGAGGAGGUGAUCUACGUUGGCUCUCGCAAGAGCGAAUUGGCAUUAAUCCAAACGAGAUAUGUAAUAGCAUGUCUCAAGGAAAUACAUCCGGACAAAAAAUUCGAAAUAGUAACAAUGAGCACGAAAGGUGACAAGAUACUUGACAUAUCACUGCCAAAAAUCGGUGAAAAAGCUCUAUUCACCCAAGAAUUAGAACUAGCUCUGGAAAGUGGAAGAGUUGACUUCCUAGUGCACUCUCUGAAAGACCUACCCACGACAUUGCCAGAAGGAAUGGCAUUGGGAGCUGUUUUAAAACGCGAAGACCCGAGAGACGCUGUGGUGAUGUCAAAAAAGAUGAAAGGGAUGACAUUAGCAACAUUACCAAAAGGCAGUGUAAUUGGUACAAGCUCUUUGAGGAGAUCAGCCCAAUUAGCUCGGAAUAUGCCGCAUCUAAAGGUGGAAAGCAUUCGUGGAAAUUUAAACACAAGAUUGAAAAAACUGGAUGACGAAGGGAGUCCUUUUGCAGCGAUAAUUCUAGCUGCUGCGGGGUUAAAGCGAAUGGGAUGGGACGAGAGGAUCAGCCAGGUGUUGGAACCCGAUGAAGCUCUCUAUGCUGUGGGUCAAGGAGCUCUUGGUAUUGAAUGUCGUGAGUCUGAUUGGAAAAUACUAUCUCUCUUGGAGCCCCUGUAUGACGUAGACACAACACUUAAUUGUGUUUGUGAGAGAUCAUUUUUGAAAACACUUGGAGGUGGAUGUUCAGCGCCUGUGGCUGUUUGUUCCUCACUCAAAGAAAAAUAUUUAACCAUCACCGGGGCUGUCUGGUCGCUUGAUGGACAGACGCUUAUCAAAGAUACUUUGAAUAAGAAAUUGUAUCUACCAGAUGACGAUGACGAACCUCCCAAGAAAUGUCCGUAUCGUGAGCCGCGUCUCUACUGCAGCAUCGCCCCUGGUAAGGUGAGCAGUAUGGGUCUUCUCGGUGCUGAACAACUUGGGAAGGAAUUGGCCGAGAGUUUGAUAAAUAAAAAUGCAUUAGAAGUUAUGUCAAAGGCCAGAGAGGAAGUUCUCAGUUCAUCGAGUUAGAAGUGCACUCCUGACAAAAUUAGAAUUAAAAAAUGAGGAAUGAUUUCACUGCCUACGAUUUAGUAGUAGAGCGGGAAAGCGAAAUGCGUUAUUGUCUCAUUUUAAUUUAUCAUUCAAGUAGGGAACGAGAAGAAAAAAUGGACUCAUUCAAAUUUUUAUAAGUUGUACAACUUCAUUCUAUCGUUGGUCAAAAGGAAUCUAUGAAGCGUUUUUCCUCAUCUUUCUAUAAUGAGUUCAUGCUCCAAUCAUUGAGACAAGCACAAUGGUACAAGUGUUCUCUGUAAUUAUUGUAUAAAUAUCAAUAAUUCGCACUCCUGAGACCACAUGCCUUUCUUUUUGAUUCUGUACAAAUACUUUAUCUGUUUUUUGUUAAAGUUUUUAUUGACAAAUUUUGUCGGCGUAAUCUUGUGAAUAAUAAUGUGAAUUCUGACGAGCGUUUUAUCACAUCGAAUUCGUCGUAUUGUUGUUGAGAAUUAAUAAAACGCUCGCGUGUACAGUAAAUGAGAAGAGGGUAAUUGAUCGAUAGUUGUGGUAUUUAGAAAAUAUAUUGUAUUGUAAAGACGAGCAGAUUUUUCAACGAAAAUAUUCUGCAAGUCUAUAAUGGGUUAAAUAAACAGAGCGGAUAUUUGGGUUUA
Fopius arisanus is the source of this 2140-nucleotide messenger RNA. Its product is annotated as porphobilinogen deaminase-like protein l(3)02640. The coding region runs from base 423 to 1505 and encodes 360 amino acids. Gene Ontology annotation, biological process: heme biosynthetic process. NCBI's taxonomy places the organism in Eukaryota, Metazoa, Arthropoda, Insecta, Hymenoptera, Braconidae. Gene Ontology annotation, molecular function: hydroxymethylbilane synthase activity. Gene Ontology annotation, cellular component: cytoplasm. The record is from RefSeq and is a predicted model, not a curated record. The transcript is spliced from 4 exons.